AUGGCACGCUUUUCAAAUAAAGUCGCAAUCAUCACUGGUUCUUCAAAUGGAAUCGGAAGAGCGACUGCUAUUAUUCUGGCAAAAGAUGGUGCAAAAGUAACAAUUACUGGAAGAAAUGCUGAACGUCUCGAAGAAACAAAACAACAAAUAAUUGCAGCCGGAAUUGGUUCAGAAAACAUUAAUGUAAUUGUUGGAGACAUUACAACAACCGAGAUUCAAGACAAAAUAAUCAAUUCAACAAUCGAAAAAUUUGGAAAAAUCAACAUCCUUGUGAACAAUGCUGGUGCUCCAUUUAUGGAUAGUGUCGGAACUCUUGGAUUCAGUCAAGAUAUUUCAAUCUACGAUAGUACUUUUGAAUUAAACCUGCGGAGUAUUGUAAUUCUAACUCAAAAAGCGAGACCAUAUUUGGAAGCAACUAAAGGUGAAAUCAUAAAUGUCUCCAGUAUAACUUCCGGACCACAAGCGGUAGGAUCUAAAGUUUCAGAUUUCAAAGAUAACAAUUUUUCAGCAUUCUGGAAUUCCAUUCUACUCAAUGUCAAAAGCCGCACUCGAUCAAUUCACAAGAAACAUCGCAAUCGAAUUAAUUCCCUUUGGUGUUCGUGUAAAUUGUGUUAACCCAGGUUUAGUUGUUACUGGUUUUCCUCAAGCUAUGGGAACACCUUUGGAAGCAUCAAAAACAAUCUACGAUUUUAUGGGUUCAAAUCGUGAUUGUAUUCCAAUUGGAAAAACAGCGGAUCCCUCAGAUAUUGGAAAUAUAAUUGCAUUUUUGGCCGAUCGUAGUCAAUCUUUCUACAUUGUUGGUCAAACAAUUCAAGCCGACGGUGGAACAACUUUAAUUAUGGCAAUGAAUACUCAUAAUUUAAUGGAACUUUUGAAAUAA
Molecule: messenger RNA, 880 nt
Organism: Caenorhabditis angaria
Lineage: Eukaryota; Metazoa; Nematoda; Chromadorea; Rhabditida; Rhabditidae
Source: the annotation of a GenBank genome assembly